AUGGAGGAAACCCUACACCAAAGAGAGAUGAGAACCAGGAUGGAGUUUCUGCCGCAGCCAGUACCCAUGGAAAUAUUGACCGUGCUGAUGGCGGAUGUGCAGGAGUAUGUGAUGGCACACCGUCCACAGGAGGCACCGUCCUGGGCAGAAUCCAUUACUGCCUCCGUCUACAGCCAG
This is a messenger RNA of Pelobates cultripes (western spadefoot toad), 177 nucleotides long. NCBI's taxonomy places the organism in Eukaryota, Metazoa, Chordata, Amphibia, Anura, Pelobatidae. The record is from the annotation of a GenBank genome assembly.